Messenger RNA from Pelodiscus sinensis (Chinese soft-shelled turtle), 4250 nucleotides. RefSeq names its product solute carrier family 12 member 8 (gene SLC12A8). Gene Ontology annotation, molecular function: potassium:chloride symporter activity. The record is from RefSeq and is a predicted model, not a curated record. Gene Ontology annotation, biological process: cell volume homeostasis; potassium ion import across plasma membrane; chloride ion homeostasis. Lineage: Eukaryota; Metazoa; Chordata; Testudines; Trionychidae. Gene Ontology annotation, cellular component: membrane.
GGAGCGGGGCAGGGCUCGCCUCGCCUCCUUCCUGGCCCGCGCUAGGACUCGUCAGCCCUGGAGCUCCCCGGCUGUCGGGGGGCGUUUUCGCCGCGGAGUGCCCGGGAGCGGAGCUGCGGAAGGGGCCCGGGAGCAGGCUUGGCCAGGAGUAACAAUACCAUGAAUCCUCUUCUGGGAAGUUUUCAACACGACGGGAAUUUGUCUGAGGGGAAUAGCUGACCUUCUGCUCGGCCCCCCAGACUUUUGGUUGGCAUUAUGGCUUCUGGUUGGGCAUACAACUUCAACGUAAAAGAUAAAAUGCCUACGCUGAACAGCAGCACAGGUCUGAGGAGUGACUCUCAUGUGCAAGAGCUGUUCCAUGAGGAAGCACAACAGGUAUCUCAAACACAGACCAAACCCUGGUGGAAGAUACAGCUCUUCGUCUGGGAGCCAGUGCUCUUUGGGACCUGGGAUGGCGUCUUUACUUCUUGCAUGAUCAACAUUUUUGGAGUGGUUCUUUUUCUGAGGACCGGAUGGCUAGUGGGAAACACCGGCAUUUUAAUGGGCAUGUUUCUGGUGUCCUUUGUUGUCGUGGUUGCCCUAGUAACUGUCUUGUCUGGAAUUGGCGUUUGUGAGCGGUGCAGCGUUGGAAGUGGAGGAGUCUAUUCCAUGAUUUCUACUGUCCUCGGGGGUCAAGUUGGAGGGACCAUUGGCCUUCUUUACAUUUUUGGUCAGUGUGUUGCAGGUGCUAUGUACAUCACCGGGUUUGCGGAAUCCAUCUCCGACCUACUGGGUUUCAGUAGCACUUGGGCAGUUAGAGGCAUUUCACUUGCAGUCCUGCUCUGUCUGCUUGGAAUUAACCUGGCUGGGGUUAAAUGGAUAAUUCGGCUGCAGUUGUUACUGCUCUUCUUGCUGGCUGUUUCUACGCUGGACUUUGUCAUUGGAUCAUUCACGCACCUAGAUCCAGAACAUGGCUUUGUUGGGUAUUCAGCAGAACUUCUGCUUAACAACACACUACCAGACUACAGUACGGGGGAGUCCUUCUUCACCGUUUUCGGAGUGUUCUUCCCAGCCGCGACAGGUGUGAUGGCUGGGUUUAAUAUGAGUGGAGAUCUCCGGAAGCCUGUGGCCAGCAUCCCACUUGGGUCUCUGGCAGCUAUCUGCAUUUCGUGGUUUCUAUAUAUCAUCUUUGUUUUCUUGCUGGGAGCCAUUUGUACCCGGGAAUCGCUCCGCUAUGACUUUAUGAUAGCAGAAAAGGUGUCCUUGGUGGGUUUCUUGUUUUUAUUAGGAUUGUACAUUUCGUCCUUAGCUUCCUGCAUGGGAGGUUUGUAUGGAGCACCCCGAAUUCUUCAGUGCAUUGCCCAGGAAAAAGUGAUACCUACCCUGGCGUUUCUUGGACAUGGGAAAGGGCGUAACAAGACCCCAGUGGCUGCCAUUUGCUUAACAAGUCUCAUCACCAUGGCUUUCGUCUUCGUUGGCCAAGUAAACAUUCUCGCUCCUAUAGUCACCAUAAACUUCAUGCUGACAUACAUUGCUGUGGACUACUCUUAUUUCUCAGUCUCUAUGAGUUAUCUCCAGCAGCAGAAACCCAAAAGGACACAGAGGGAGGUGUCUAGGACUGUCAACUCUUCCCAGCCUUUAACCUUUGAGAAAACUUCCCGCUACGGAUCAGAUGGAAUAAUGCAAAGCAGAUCAGAUGGUACGUUGCUAGAAUUCACAAAAGACAUGGACCAGCUUUUUAAACCUCUUAAUAAAGAUCUGGGGACUUAUCAAGAGAAAGAAGAGCGAGACAAGAAUUUAAAUCAAAAGGUCAAACAGAGAAAGGUAAAGAAGCCAGCCAAGCAAACCUUACAAGAUAGCUUUCUCUUGGAUCUUGAUCAUAAUACCACACCUGCUCCUUACUGUUGCACCAAAACAUCAGACCCUCAUGAUGAAAGUCUGCAGAGUUUUGCUGAUCAGAGUCACGAGCAUGAAAGAAAUCUAUAUGUAUCAUCAGCUGUGGACACUGAGCAGAAACGUGACCAUGAGCUAAUGGAAUAUGGAGAACAACUUUUUAAUGAGCUGCAAAAUCCCUCCAAUCAGAAAACGGAAGAUACAAAUGUAAAGCAACAAAAUCAAGAACUAGAAAUUCAGAGAAUGCCGGUUUCCUUCUAUUCCAGACUGUGCAAUCACUGGGUUUCCCUUGCUGGUGCAAUUGGAUCGCUUGCAAUCAUGUUUGUCAUUCAGUGGAUCUACACUCUCAUUAAUUUGAGUGUAGCAAUUAUUCUGUAUUUCUACAUUGGCCAAAUGAGUCCUGGACUACCCCCCGGGAUAGCAGCUAACUUCAGUUUUCUCAGCUGGAUUAAGUUAGGUUUGGUCAGCUCAUGCAGGAGAAGGCCAUCCCCAGAGGAGCAGUUUGUUGUUACACCGUCCUUUGCAACAGUUGGCAUGGAGACCACUCAGCUCACGGAAGAGAAUGCAGAUUUUGCCUCUCGAGACCGCUACCACCAUUCCUCUGUGAUCAGAAGAGAAGAGUUUGUCAAUCAAUUUCAGUAAAAGAAAACAAACAAACAAAAACAAACAGGCUGUUCACUCCAAAAGUCUCUUAUUAAAACACUAAGUGCUGUUGUGGCACCUGGUAAAAUAUUUGAACAAUAUGAAUAUAUUUUUCAAUGCUUCCACUGUUGUCUGUGUGUGUGUGUGAGUGUGUGUGUGCACGCGCGCACGCGCAAAGGACAAAGUUUGUAAUUGUCACUUGGAUUCCAGAUGCAACCCAGCUGAGAGAAACAAAUUAAAGGACUAUAGUAAAGUCAUCAGUAACUGAGGCCAAUAGCAUCGGAAGUCUGAAGAAUUCAAAUACUCCACAUGCUAAAUAUUACAAAAACUAAAAAUGCCAUUUGAAACUUCCAUGGACUGAAUAAGAAGGCAAUGUGACGUUUCGGUUAGAGCAGCAAACUGAGAAUUAGAACUCCUGGAUUCUGUUCUUAGCCCCAUCGCUGAUUUGGUGCAAACUUAGUUGAGUUGCUUUACCUCUUUACGCCCCAGUUUUCCUGCCUGUAAAAUAAUAGUUUUCUACCUCACUGAGGUGAUGUGAGUUUUAAUGAAUUGGGGCUCAAAAACUGCAUUGAGACACUUAGAUGAAAGGCCUAAAUAGGGAAAUCAAGAGGAUUAUGAAGUACAUUAAAAUUGAAAUGAAAUCUGUUCAUUUAAAUGUAUAAACUCAUCUCCACCAUGAGGACCUCUUCUGUAUCAUCAUACCGUGAAAUUGUAACUUGUUGGUGCUAAAUAGCUAGUGCAGCCUCACUUCUAAAAUGCAGGUUGUGGGAGGCAGAAUUUUUAAACUCAGGUGAUAAUUUGAGGAUCCUCUUCCUGAAGGUAUAAAGUGUACCCAAAUAGGAUAUGUCCUCUUUACAAUAACCAUUCAUAUAAAUUAUUAAAAAGUGCUUGUUAGGAUAUACUGUAAAACUUGUGUUAUCGGGCACACUCAAGGAUUAUGGCAUUCCAGUUAUCUAUAAAAUUCCUGUUAUCUGAGUGUCCUAUCAACCUAGGAAAAACCAAUGGACAAUAAUAGUAAAACUCAGGUUUUUAAUAUUGGUAGUUUUGUAGUUUGAGGCAGUUGGUCUCACAUUUCUAUUUUGAGUUAAAGAUGAUUAGUACUUCUUAAAUAAAAAAUUGUUAAGCCAAUCAUGUAAACCAAGCCAGGCCUGUGCGCCUGAAGAUGUGACAGUAUUGUGGCUGGGGGCAAUGCCAGUUAACAAAGUUUUCUGGUUAACAGAGUGCUAGAUAACAAAGGUUUCACUGUACAUGGCUGCGCCCUUACUCCACUCAGAAGAAGAAAGGCAUCACCUCUACUCAGUCCUCCAGAUAGGAAGCAAUGCUGAGGGCUGAAUGAAUGAGCAGGCCUCAGGAGUAUGUGGUAAAAUAGUAGCGAGCAUGGCAAAAUAAGCUGUUUGGUCAUUUAAAAUGUGUAAGAAAGGAGGUUAGAGAUCAUUUCCUUUAAGCUUAAGACAGUUUUUGUAUUUCUUGUUCAGUGAGAUGAUAACCAGAUGUUCCUAUUCUCACCAUCUGCUACAGAAAACACUCUGCGAAUUCCUCCUGAUUUUGGGACCCAUGCUACUACCAGGUGCUGAAGGCCUUUGACUCCCCUGAAUUCAAUGGGAGCUGAAGGUAUUCAGCAGCACCUCACAGGGUCAGCCCAUUUGAGUGCUGUUCCUAUCAUGUGUUAUUUUCAUGCAGGUGGAAGGAAAUGAGCUUUACCAAUGAAAUUAUGAAUAAACCUACUUUGGGAUGCU